AUGGUUAGAAGCUUCUCGGCAGUGUUGAUACCUGAACUUGGUGAUGAAGCGGGUAGCAUGCCAAGAUACGUUCUUUUGAUAUCAGAAAAUCUAGCAGAUGAAACAAGCUUAUUUCUAAAAUUCGAAUUUAAUGAUUCGUCUCUUCAAGGUUGUGGUCAAACAUAG
This is a messenger RNA of Funneliformis caledonium, 165 nucleotides long. Lineage: Eukaryota; Fungi; Glomeromycota; Glomeromycetes; Glomerales; Glomeraceae. The record is from the annotation of a GenBank genome assembly.